UCGCGUCACGUGGGCCAGGGUGUUUCCUUUGAGCUGGAUACAUUGUAGCAGCCGUCGCCGUCGUCGCCGCGGCCUCCGCUCCCUCUGCCCGACGCCGGCCCAGAGAACCGGGCCAGAGCCCCGGCCCGUCUUCCCGGGCCUCGGGGAAGCGCCGGCCUGGCGUCGAGGGGGGCUCCGGGCCCUCCGAGCCGCUGCUGCGUGGCUGCCGAAGGCCUCUGGGCCCCUCCCGCGCCCGCCAUGGGGGACCCCCUGCCCCAGAUGCCGCCUGCGCUGCCUUCCACCACCAUGGAGGAUCUUCUUCCUCUGCUUUUUCCAACAAGCUGGAGUCUUCAUGAACCCGCUCCCAGCAGCGCCCCCAUGGUGGAGAUCAUCGAGCAGCCCAAACAGCGUGGCAUGCGCUUCCGUUACCAGUGCGAGGGCCGCUUGGCCGGCUCCAUCCCGGGGGAACGCAGCACCGACACCACCAAGACCCACCCCACCAUCAAGAUUCACAACUACCAGGGUCCGGGGAGGGUCCGGAUCUCUCUGGUGACAAAGGAAGCCCCCCAUCGGCCUCAUCCCCACGACCUAGUGGGCAAGGACUGCAAAGAAGGCUACUACGAGGCCGAGUUGUCUCCGGAGCGCUCCAUUCACAGCUUCCAGAACCUGGGAAUCCAGUGCGUGCGGAAACGGGAUCUGGAAAAGGCCGUGACCAAGCGGAUCGAGACCGGGAACAACCCGUUCAGCGUGCCGAAGGAGGAGCUGAAAGAUUACGACCUGAAUGCGGUCCGACUCUGCUUCCAGGUCUGGAUUCGAGAUACGGGCACGGGGCACUUGAUUCAGCUGCCCCUGGUGGUCUCCCAACCAAUCUACGACAACCGUGCGCCCAAUACAGCCGAGCUGAAAAUUUGCCGUGUGAACCGCAAUUCAGGGACCUGCGUGGGGGGAGACGAAAUCUUCCUUCUCUGCGACAAAGUGCAGAAAGAGGACAUCGAAGUCCGCUUUUUCAAGGAUUCCUGGGAAGCCAAAGGCUCCUUCUCGCAGGCCGACGUCCACCGGCAAGUGGCCAUUGUCUUCAAGACCCCGCCCUACGCGGACCAGGCCAUCCGCGAACCCGUGACGGUCCAGAUGCAGCUGCACCGUCCCUCCGACAAGGAAGUUAGUGGCUCCAUGGAAUUCCGUUAUCUCCCGGACGAAGGCGAUUUCCAUCGAAUCGAGGAGAAGCGCAAAAGAACACUGGGCACGUUCAAGAACUUUGUACAGAAAACACCUUUUGCAGUAGGAACCACAGAAGCACAGUCUCCACGCCGCAUUGCCGUUCCAAAACACGGAGCAGGCCGGCCUAAUACCGGUGGUGAGUUCCACCUCGUUCCCAAAUAUUUUCGGACACCGCCGAGAGAGGUCUGGAAGGAUUCGGAAGACGUUGAAAACCCGCAUUUGGGUGGAAGCAUGCCAGCCUUUCUAGGCGCAUCAAGCCAGUCACCUCUGCGCCCGAUUCAAAAGCCACAAAUCCUGGCUCAGCCUCCUGCUGGCUUCUUUGUCGGGUCCAGCCACUCCACCCCGCCGCCUCCGGCGGCCUCCGCUGCCACCUCCGGCUUCAGCACCGUCAACAUGGAGGACCUGUCGUGCCUGGGCGUCUCCCCACAGGCACCGCCCUCCUCCAUGGACACCGAAAGCAGCAUCGCCGACGCCUUCCUGCACCUCCACUUCGAAGGUGGGGAUCCCCUGGGGGGCCUUUUGGAUGACGCCCCCUACAGCAGCCUGGAGAGCAUCAACACCACCGAGUUCCGGCAGCUGCUCAACGAAGGAGCCGGCCCCAUGCCGCUGCCGGGGGACCACCAGGCGACUCUGCUAACCUACCCAGAAUCCAUCACUCGCUUGGUCAGCCAGCGGAGGGCGGGCGGGGAGCCCGCCGGGGACGGUGGGGGCCCCGCCGGUUCGACCGACAACAGCUUCCUCAAUGGCCUCUUGGGGACCCUUCCCACCGAGGACAGCUUUUCGUCCAUGGUUGACCUGGAUUUGAACUCGAUUCUCAACUCGUAAGGAUCCCAGAGGUGGCCCGCUUGGUCUGGCUGAUUGGAGACUCGCAAGUGCACUCUUCAGCGUACAGGGGCGCGCUUCCGGCUAUUCUUGGGGACGUGGUGGGAAGGGUCAGCCUUCAAAGGCGGUGGGGGUGGGCUAGGCCUCUGCAAAUUGGAUGAGAUGUUCUGGGUCACCCCCAAAACCCCCGUAUGCCUUCUUUUUGGGGAGCUGAAGACAUUUUUUUAAAUACUGCGGGUUUAAAAACAAAAGAGGAUCCGACUUCUUGUCCCCCGCUUGCCCCUUUUCCUACUCAGCUGGCCCACGUUGCCCCCCCCCCCCUUUUUUUU
Crotalus tigris (Tiger rattlesnake) is the source of this 2348-nucleotide messenger RNA. It is a transcript of the gene RELA, whose product is annotated as RELA proto-oncogene, NF-kB subunit. The coding region runs from base 238 to 2022 and encodes 594 amino acids. The record is from RefSeq and is a predicted model, not a curated record. Gene Ontology annotation, molecular function: DNA-binding transcription factor activity, RNA polymerase II-specific; RNA polymerase II cis-regulatory region sequence-specific DNA binding. Gene Ontology annotation, cellular component: cytoplasm. The transcript has 11 exons. NCBI's taxonomy places the organism in Eukaryota, Metazoa, Chordata, Lepidosauria, Squamata, Viperidae. Gene Ontology annotation, biological process: canonical NF-kappaB signal transduction; response to cytokine; cellular response to stress.